Endocarpon pusillum Z07020 is the source of this 1338-nucleotide messenger RNA. RefSeq lists its product as uncharacterized. NCBI's taxonomy places the organism in Eukaryota, Fungi, Ascomycota, Eurotiomycetes, Verrucariales, Verrucariaceae. The transcript has a single exon. The coding region runs from base 1 to 1338 and encodes 445 amino acids. The record is from RefSeq and is a predicted model, not a curated record.
AUGGAUCCCGAAGAACUGGCGGCGCGGUCGAAGCCCCCUUCACUACAUGGUCUCAGCCUCGCUGAAAAGUUGCCCCGUGAACUCGUGUACAUGGUGCUUGGACAGCUGCCUCUCGUUAAGAUCCUCCAAAUCCUCUCCCACAAGAACCAGUACCUUGACGAGUGUGUUUUCGGCCAAUUGGAAUGGCAGUUUUUGUUCAGUUCACCAGCAGAUAUCUCGCGUGUAAGAGAUCUUUUCAUUCUCUACUGCGAGAUACGGCGAUUUACACGAAAGCCUCUGACGGCCGAUUUCUCCGAACUUGGCCAGGGCCACACACGGCUUGUUCGUUGGUUUGCAACUUCAUCAUACUCGGCGGAGCAACUCAAACAGAAGCUUAUCCAGCAGAUCGAUGGCGAUUUGACUUUUAACCCCGUGGAUGAAGCUCUAUUGCGUAUUGGUGUUACGAGUGACUACCCGGCACAUGGAACCGAAUCAAGUCUCUCGACUCGAUACCACCGGGUCAGAGAAGCCAGUCCGAAGGACGAAAAUCUCCCGAUUUCAAAUACCACGACUAACUACACAGCACAUGCGGAUGAUUCAAACCUCUGGGCUCGAUGGGACUGGGUCAAGGAAGCCAAGCUGAAGUUGAAUGCUACAAAAGCUCGACAGCUAGCUAUUGCAGCUGGUCUGAUGUCGAGAUUCCCAGAGAAAUUGAUGCUAAAGAAACCCAGAGAUCCGUUGCAAGGUCCAAGGGAGAACCUGGCUCACAUUGAAUAUGGCUUCCGAAGACGUGCGGAGAAGAUUUCCCGUGACAGAAGGAUUCAUCAUCAGCUCACUCGCGGGUGCUAUCCUGGGGUUGACAACAUUGAGCUAGUACCGUACGAUCGAUGCCUGUGGACGUUUUUGGAGUCUCUAGAGAAACAUCCUCCUGGGAAUGUUGACGUGGGUUUCCUAAACACCCCUCAAAACAUGUCGCUCAGCGAGGAAGCCGGGCAGGUUGUGGAUUCGAGGAGCCAAGUGGCCGGACCCGGCGAGGAGCUGUGUGGGCCGUUUCGAUAUCCGGAAGAUAUCGCUACCUCCAUCGAAGUAGUGAUGGACGGUCUGAUGUAUGUCUACACCGGUUCUCCUUUAUUAGUCGUUCCGCGCAUACAGUGGUCGCCCACCUCAGCCUGUGGAUCGUCAUUGGGCGAAACGAAGCCACGAUUUUUCAUAAACCAGGAACCCCAUUCCGAUUGCCUGCCUGGGAAUUUGCAUCGGUGUCCUUUGCGGAAAAUCAUGCCGUAUGAUGAGCGGGAAUACGAGUGGUUGGAGGCGUUCUUGAAGGUUGUCUCGUGGAUGGAGAAGAAACUGGGGCAUUGA